Molecule: messenger RNA, 4320 nt
Organism: Durusdinium trenchii
Lineage: Eukaryota; Dinophyceae; Suessiales; Symbiodiniaceae
Source: the annotation of a GenBank genome assembly
AUGGACAAUGGCUACCACUCCCCACAGGUCUGGGAAGUGAUCGGAGGUGCCGACAAGGGUGGAGUGAUUGUCAGGGUGGAUGAGGAGAUCUCUUCGACGCCCUUCCCGGAUCGCCUGACCACCGGGUCCUUGGUCAUGGAGGUCGAACUCGUAGGGGACCGACUUUGCUAUGAUCGUAUUGCUGGGACUGGCGCUGGUCCCGACUCUGGCUGGGUCUCUGUCCGCUUGGGCCUAAAGGAGCUCCUCGUGCCGAUUGAUGUGAAGCCGCCUCGGAGUGGCUGGCGAGUUGUUCACAAGGACCUACCCACCUGGGUGCCCCCUCGACCUCGUCCUGAACGUCCUGCCAUCACAGACGGCAGCCAGGGCCCUUCGCAGUGGCGGGAUGAGGAUGAGAUGGUUGGUGCUGGACCUGGCUCGGCAGUGGGACCUGAGUAUGCACAGAUUUCUGGGCAGCCCUUCGCAUACUAUCACAAGGUCUGUUUUAGCGACACCAAGCCCACGGGUCUUCGCAUGUCUGCAUGCCUUGGAACAAUGGAAGAGUGUCGAGCCGACACUUUUACCCUUUGUGACCAGACAGUCGACAGCUUUAAGAAGGUCACGGAUCCCUUCAUUCUCGUGGCUUUAGAGUUACAUCCUGCUAUUGCAGAUUUUAGCCCCUCCAAAUCGGAGGAUGGCCUGCUCUAUGCGCAUCCAAGCUCCAAAGGUCCCAUCAUGACUUGGUUAAGGAAUGAAGUGCAGUUUGGGUGGCCAAUGUUUCCACUGAGGACUGAAGAGCAGAUCAUCUAUGCAGUGGGGAAAAACCCGCGGAGUUCCGAGCGAAGAGCCAUCGCCACGGGUCGCUUCAUUGAGGCUUUGGUCGAUGAGCAGACAGAUGGGAUGCUCCAGGGAUUGAAAUGGCAAGAGGACAUGGAUAGGUUCUUUGCAGCUUUGAAGAGCAACCACUCGAAUCCCCGCUUAGAUGAGGCCAAACUCCACAACCUCUAUCGCUCCUCUGGAAAGCCCUUCAAGCCCAACAUCAUGACCAAGGAACAUCGCUUUAAGAUCUCUCAAAUCCAGAGAGAAUCCAAGUGGAUCUUUAGCUUCGGGGCGGCGGGGCUUUUUCAUCACGAGGCCAAGACCCCCGAGACUAAGCGGACCCAAAAAGAGAGCCCUGCCCAGACUAUCCUAGACGCCAUGGCUGCCAUCGAGAUGCAAGAGGUGUCCUCCAUGGAAAGAGGCCUUUCGACCCCACUGGGAGCGAGGCGUCCCAUCGCAGCGAUGCUGAACCCCAGCGCUACGCUGGCAUGCACUUGCUGCUUUCUGAUCUAUAUGCUGCAAAUCGUGGGCAUUGCAAGAAGUGAGGCUCAUAAUUUUGCUGGCGUGAGCGUGCUGAUACCCUGGCUUCGGGAGCAGGAUUUGGUGCGCAGCUACUUUGGGAUCCUUGGACUUGCUUACCUCCCCUCCUUUGCUUGGGCGAUGGUGGAAUGCUUGCGCUCCAGUGCCGUAGAUGUCCGAAGGCAAGCGAAAAGCUGGUCCGAAUAUACGACUUUGAUGGCAAGCCUUAUGUGCUUGUGCAUCUUUGAACUCAUUGCCGGCUUCUUGCUGGACAUCAUGGGCUCCAGCUAUGUGAAUGGCCUGAAUGCCAAUGACCCCUUCGCAGUGUUUCGCUUUGUUUGUGACAGCGCCUUGUCUGUUUUCAUGCAGACGCGGCUUUUUGCCUAUGCUGAUCACAUCAUGGGCGGGCCCAGCAGCUGCACCAAGAGCUGUUGUCCAUGUGGGCGACAAGAAGAUCCUUCAAAAUGGCAAGCGCCGCGCGGUGCAGGUAGCUGUGUGUUGCUGUCUUUAAUGCUUCUCGCAGUGCGUGUUUAUCACGACCUCAUCCUGUUUCUGGGCUGGAAAGGAGCCAGUUCACUGUGGGCAAUCGUCCGCUUGGCCCGUGUGAUGAUCCGCUUCUUGAUGGCAGGUGCCAACGCCAUACGGAGCAAGGCCUAUGCCAACCAUCCGCUCAGCGAACACCUUUCUGCUCAAAUGAGAAGCAACAUGGCCACGCAAAGCAAGAUGUUGAUGGUUGCAGGCAUCUUGGCGGGUUGUGUUGACUUCGCGGUGGUUGCGAAGGGCUUCUCUGCACCGGAUAAAUACUUCCUUGACAUCACGGACUUCGAACUGGACGUGAUGAACAACCUUUUUACCCAGUGGCUACCAAUUACUUUGCUCAUCACUGGGACCAUCGAUAAACGAGCUCCUCAGCCCCACAUCAAUGACUUGAGAGCUUGUGGCUUUGCGAAUGGCUUGGUCAUUUUCUUCCUCUACCUUGGAACCUUCCUCUUCGGAGCUUGGGGUGGUCGAGCCCUGCUGUUCCCCUUGUCGGAGAGUGCGGUGCAAGUGAGCCUGAUCGGUGGACCGGCGUUGGUCUUGGCGAAGACGGGCGCUGGAAUGAUGUACUUUUGCUUGCCAGCUCUGUUCCUCACGGUCUUCCCGUUCGUGAUGCAUCAGGUACAGAAGACGACCUCCGUGACGAUGCCCAUGUGGCCAGGAGAAGGGCUCACCUACAUCACUUACCAUCGGAACGCUGCACAUCUCUUCAUUCUGGCCUUGACCGUGCAUACUGGAGGCCACAUUUGGACGUUUGCGAAUGCUGGAGGCGUGGACGCCUACACUGGCACGAUUUGGGGUGGGGGUCACUAUGCAUGGUUGUGGCCUUGGGUGACGGGAUGCUUGCUGGUGACAUUGGGCCUCUCGCUCUAUGUGGCAUACUGGGCAUUGAAGAGGCGUUGCUAUGAUUUCUUCAUCCGGAACAAACGCGUGCUGGGUGUUGUGUUGUUGGUCUUAGCUGGCAGCCAUGGCUUUACCUCCAACUUCGGCCAGCCGCGGCUUUGGUGGUUUUGCUUGCUGAUCCUUUGCAUGUGGGCCAUUGACAAAAGGAUCAAGAGUGAAGCGAGCGGUAUCAGCUGUAGCCAAGAAAUCGUGAAGAUGAAGGAUUCCAAAGGAAACUUCAACGGUGCAAUCCUUGUCUUGAAAUCCAAGGAGACUUUUCAAGAAGUGGAACCUGGCGCGGUUUUGCUGCAAGUGGUUGGAGUGAAUGGGCGGCAUCCCUUGACGCAAGUCGCCUACCCUUGUGGAACCGGGUGGAAGUUGGAGUACCAUAUCCGGCUGAUGCCGUCGGUGGAAAAGCAGAACUGGGCCCAUCGGUUGUAUGAUCACGCUCGUGCGAGAGAAGGCUCCGAGGAAGGCAUUGACUUGGAAGUCGCGGGACCUAUGAGCACACUGGGAACCUUUGGGCAGGAAGAGCUCCUGAAGGAUGUGCACCAUAUUAUUUUGGUGGCGAUCGGUGUGGGCUUCACCGGCUGUGUGCACCCUCUUUUCCAUGCAUAUCAAGAAGGCCUCCGUGCGGAUCAAAUCCGUCUUUGCAUUCGGACGCCUUCUCCUGAGUAUGCUAACGUUGUGGAGGUGGUGUGUGGCGCGUAUGGCCUACGUCGGAAGCAAGAACUGCACCUUUGCCAGAGUGUGACGAAUAGAGCAAGGGGCAGGCAUGGGCAGGCCAAACCCUCGAAGGAGUGCAAUGGUCUAAAUACUGUAAUAAGAGGGCAAUAGAGGGCACAUUUUGAGGAAGCAAUGCAAUUACAGAACGGCUCCAAAUAUAUCGGAUACCAAUUCAAAAGCCCAAGAAAAUCCCCAACAGUUGCCCAUCAAAAUCUGCCUACUAGGCAAUGGCACCAUCGCCAGUUCGCCAACAAGUGUUGUAUCUUUGCCUGGCAAUGCUGUCUUCAAAAGUGCAAAGUUUUUCAGUGUACCACACGGCAACACGUCAUAGUGAAUAUCAUGUGCCCACAUAUGUGCAAGCACGACAGCGCCACUACAAGCAAGAACCAGCAAACAUGCUCCUGAACCCGUCUGGAGCCUGCCAGCAAGUCAACGCGACAGCAUGACCCGACUUCAGCAUCUCAGGGUGACAACAUGUCAGCAUGUUAGUGUGACCCGUGCCAGCGCGCCAGCAUGUCAGCGUGACACCACGCAAGCGUAUCAGCGUGACAACACGACUCAUGCCAGCCGACGGCAUGGCAAUACCUCCGCCUCAGGGAGACAGCAUAUGCAAAGUGCUCCCGAACUAAAGUAACAAGGACGCCACUAGGGGCUCCUGGCCUUACUACCAGGAACAAGAAGCUAUUAGGGGCUCCUGGCAUCACUAGUAGCAAGGACGCUACUAGGUUGGAGGCCACUGCGCUCCGGAACUUUCACCAGAACUUGCUGAAGCUCCGGAGCCUCCUCUGCAACCUCCUGAACCUGCUACGGGACCUCCGAAGUCUUUACUGUGGCUGAUGAUCUCUGAGCUUCGCUGUUGGG